AUGACGAUGGAAACACUCACCAGUAGUCCUAACCAAGUCACGCCCCAUUCACCCAUGGACGAUCACUCGCAUGCUUCCACGAUGGAUCACAGUGCAAUCAUGACUACGGCUGUCAAUGUUGCAGAGUCAAAAGAAUUUUGGCCUCCACCUCCACCUGUCUCAGAAGACGAUCAGGUGGUAGGCGAAGUGGACGAAACAACCGUCUACGAAACAGCCUCCACGGACUCGUCGGAAGUGGAAGAAAUGUCAAUAAAAGAGGAAGAUCAGGAAAAGGAAGAGGACGAAUCGCCAGUGCGAAAGGCUCCCGAGGAACCUUCAAAGGCGCCAAAACAGGAGCAGUCGCUCCAAGCAGAGUCUUCGCACAGUAGCUACUUUCCUGUCAUUUCCUUGCACGAUUCUCAACACAGCAUCGUUUCUGGCCUCACAGCAUUCGACCGUAGUGCACAUAAGAGCGGCAGCGGUGACAAAGUUGACAGACUAAGAGAAGAGCUAUCCAUGCUGAAACUAAAUGUGCUGAAAGACGGACAUCACUUUUCCAAGGAGGAAAUUGUGAAUGUGUUGGACAAAAUUCAGGAGGACCUCUGCGGUGGUGGCGGCGGAAAGCCAUCCAGUCAGCUGUCUGUGAUUUCCAGCGAUGGAGAGGAUUCCUCCAUUGCAGGCUCGGAAUAUGGGGAUGACUCUAGUAGUAAAAGACGAAAGAAAAGCAAGUCGCUUCCUCCUGUGGAACGAGGUCGAAAGAAACCUCGCAAACCCAAAAAGAAUAAAUCCAGGGAUGUUCCACCAUCGCCAAAAACUCCAAGGUCUUCUAUCAGCAAGAGAGGCAAAAGGUCUUCGGAGGGAUCUUCUCGGCGCAAACAACGAACCAUUAAGGCACAAUCGGAGCGAUCUUCCAGGUCACUACCAGUGGAGGAUGGAUUCAACUCGGAAGCCCUCCGCAAGAUCCUCAAGGGGGAAGGGACCUCUAAGAUGUCAACCUUGAGAGAAGAGCGGUCCACAGAUACCCGAUCCACAAAGAGCUCUACCAAGAGCAAAGGGAGAAGCUCGAGUCUCAACCCGAAAUCGAGAAGCAACAGUAUUGCCGCUCCGAAAAUGGGUCGCAAACCCCCGGAUGCUGUCGCGGCUGACUUUUCGGGACAGCUAAAUGAUACGCAAGGCUUGAAGAAAGGCAAAGCACCAAGACGAAAGAGUGCCCCCAUGAUGGGUGCGGAUUUUGAUCAUCUCGCGGUCCUCCAACAGGCGGCUAUCUUCAAGACGGAACUCAACGAUGUAGAACAGCAACAAGAACCGCGACGACGCGAACGAAAACAAAAAGGCAAGGCACCUAGGCGACAAAGUGCCCCAAUGAUGGGCGCUGACUUUGACGUCUUUGCGGCUAGGUUCCAAGAAGAAAAGCAACAACAGAAAGAGCAACGGGCUUCUGGGGAUGACAAGACCCGGUCCUCGACGGAGAGUGCUAGUAUUGCUGGCAGUAGUGUCAACACGGAUAACGAGUCGGCUGCUACCAACAAGAAGAAGAAAAAGAGCAAAAAGAUCAAGAGCAGUCGAAGACGAACCAUGUCCGCCGUCUACACGGAUCAAUCGGGACAACUCAAUCCUAUCGAUCUGUCGGCACGAACAGAAGGAGAAGAUUCGUCUGUGGGUUCCUUUACCAGAAAAAAGAAAAAGAGCCGAAAACCAAAGAAUCGUCAUGCCAGCAUGGAAGUGCUCCCGUCCAACUUAAGUCAACCAGUCAAGUUGGAACGGCAUCAGACUUUUGAUAGCGUUAUCAGUCGCUUGCAACAACAGCAACAAACUCAAGAGACGUCUGUGACUCCAAAGCAAAGUCGACGAGCCAGUAUCUCGGAUUUUACAAAAUUUUCAGAGCACAUGACUGUGGAUUCGUUGGAAGAAGAAAAAACCAACAAUGAUAAUAGGAACGAGCUCAACAUUUACCAUUCGCCCAAGAAGGAAGAUCCCGAGGCCAGCGAUGAUAUGAGUAGCAGGGUGUUGGAGGACGAGAGUGACAGUCCGGUACCACCCGUGACACGAUCCAAGCUGGCACAGGCCAAACGAAAGAGUACGCAAUUCUUUUCCAAGGUUGGUUCAGCGGCAUCGAUUAUUACUUCGCCCCGAUCCGCUCGACGCAAGAAGAAAACUAGUUUGGGAAAGAGCUCAUUGACUAUUCCCGGAUUGAAUGGAUUGAAUUCGGCUUGA
This is a messenger RNA of Cylindrotheca closterium, 2193 nucleotides long. The record is from the annotation of a GenBank genome assembly. NCBI's taxonomy places the organism in Eukaryota, Bacillariophyta, Bacillariophyceae, Bacillariales, Bacillariaceae.